Mizuhopecten yessoensis (Yesso scallop) is the source of this 1782-nucleotide messenger RNA. RefSeq lists its product as uncharacterized. The record is from RefSeq and is a predicted model, not a curated record. The transcript is spliced from 4 exons. The coding region runs from base 1 to 1605 and encodes 534 amino acids. Lineage: Eukaryota; Metazoa; Mollusca; Bivalvia; Pectinida; Pectinidae.
AUGCUGGAAGGAGAAACCCCGACCCAACGGGAAAUCAACACUGCUACGCAGAUGAAUAACCCCUCCCAGGGGUGUCCUAUCACCCUAGUGACAAUACCGGAAGGAAAAACCCUGACCCCACCGGAAAUCAACACUGCUACGCAGAUGAAUAACCCUUCCCAGGGGUGUCCUAUCCCCCUAGAGACAGUGCCGGAAGGAGAGGUUCCGACUCCAAGUGAAACCAAUACCGCUACGCUGAUGUAUAACUCGAUCGAGGGGUGCCCUACCCCCUGGAGACAGUGCCAAAAGGAGAAACCCCGACCUCACGGGACAGCAGCGCUAACGUCACACAGAAGGGCUAAAAAGGCCUCAAGUAGGCCUAGGCCUAUUCUCGAUGAAUUCAGAGGGUCUAACGAGGAAGCAUACUUGAAACGUAUUUUUAAAUGGCUUUUUACUGAACAGAAUCACCCUGGAUUUUUAAACUUAGUUAUAAAGAAUAGCAACGCUGCUGAGGGAACGUGUUUCACCGAUGCGUCGGUUUAUCUGCGAGUAACUGCUGAGCAGCGAAUCUAUGCACUACGAGAAAACUACUGCGAGUCUGGCAGGCCAGAGUGUGGAUUUCUUCACAUGAAGGAUAUUUUAAAUGCACAUAUUCUUGGGGAAUUUUCAGCAGGUGGAGUAGAUGCCAUCGAGAAAUACACCAGUUCUCAUCAGCAAGCCUUCUUGGUGUUGAUGGAAUUCCUACGUGAGCAAAAAAAACAUGGAAAGGCACUUCAAAAAGUUUUUCAAAUGACUCCCUCAGCAAAUGGAAGUAAAGAGACACAGGUUAUGGCUGUGUUGGCUCAUCACCUGUUUUCCCAGUUGGUGCCAGGCAAGAAGUAUGAGGUAGAUGAAUUCGCAAAGCAAGUCCCAAAAGAAUGCGGCUGUGGUUGUAAGGCUGAUGUUUGUGGAGGAAAUACUGCAGUAGGGUCACCAGGAACAUGGCAUGGCAGAGUAGAUAUUUUGCUGAAUCAUACAAUUGCUGUGACAGUUUUAAAGAAGCAAAUUGUCAGCAAAGAGGAAGAGGAAGAAGACGUGGAUGAAAAUGAAGGUGAAACUGAAUGGAAAAGAAGAAAGGUGGAGAGUUGUGAUAUCUGUGUUGAAGAGAAAGCUGGCAAGAAGCAUGACAUUGUUCUCUUAGAUCAGAAAGUCAUUCAACAAAUCUUGGCUGAAGCUAUAACAAAUGGCUUUGCUCAAGUUAACAUGAAUAGGGGCUCACUGUCACACUUCCUGAUUCCGACGUUUGGAGCCACGCCAGAACAUGUUACUAUCUGUCUGUAUGACCCUGAAAAUGACUACUUAUUGCACAUCCAGGAACAGCUUCCGUUAUUUUUUCAUUCAGGUCUGAUCACAGACCAGCUAGAUGAGGUUACUGUAAUAAUCAUUUGGCUUUUCUUGAAUUUCACUCUGUUUACUAAAGAAAAUAUUAGUUCUUUUAUAGAUCUUGAGAAGUCAGGAUUACAUAAAGAUUUAGAGGAAUUUCUGAAGUUUUACAAAAAGGCAGAAACAAGGAUAAAUUUUGUUUCACAGACAUCUACCGCAUCCUGUUUCCAAUCUAUCCGCACCAAGAAGUGUGUUGCCAAGUAAACUUGGCUGCAAAUGAUCUUUGAAACAAUUAUCUCUGUCAAAUUUUGUACACAUCGCCACUAUAGUUGGCCAUCUUCGAUUUUAGGAGAAAGUCUAUAAAGUACUGGACAGAUCUCAAAUGUGUUUUGGUGAAUGUAAAUAUAACUAUGUAUAUAUUACAUUAAAGAUAAAAUAAUA